CUUAAGAGAGGGCAGUACGAGAACGCGAUAGUGAGCGCGCUCGCUGUAAUAGGCAUCCGGGCCGACGGUGGCUGGAUGGAUAUUACCGACUAUACAACAAAGUAUUUGGCGAUCAUUAAAGUAGCACGUAUGUUAGUCAGGCAAUACGAUGUCGCUCGUCAGGCCGCUACGACGGACGAGGGGGCGGCCGAUGAUGGCAUAGAGAGUCUCUUUGUCUACGUCCGUCGCAUGGUACAGAGGUUCAUGACGCGUACGCCCGGGGCCCCCCAAGCCGAGCCAACACCGAUGGAUUGGAUUCUCGAGACGCGGACGUAUGGCAUGCACAUACAGUAUAACACGCCGGCAGACGGCGUAAUCGACUGGGUAGGCGACCGCAUAUCGUAUCGGCGCGUACGGUUUACCAUGGACCAGUUAUCGGACAUGCUCCACGGCGUCGUCGACGAGGCCAGGCUGCUAUUAGCGCAGCUCACGAUGGUCACAGGCGGGGACGAG
Messenger RNA from Colletotrichum phormii, 492 nucleotides. RefSeq lists its product as uncharacterized. The transcript is spliced from 2 exons. Lineage: Eukaryota; Fungi; Ascomycota; Sordariomycetes; Glomerellales; Glomerellaceae. The annotation marks the transcript as partial. The record is from RefSeq and is a predicted model, not a curated record.